Molecule: messenger RNA, 3584 nt
Organism: Osmia lignaria (orchard mason bee)
Lineage: Eukaryota; Metazoa; Arthropoda; Insecta; Hymenoptera; Megachilidae
Source: RefSeq, a predicted model, not a curated record
AAAUAUUUUCCUGUUAUUUAUAGUGGGAUCUUGAUUACUGGAUUUCGGAUUUAUUAAUAAUUUAACACGUUUAGUGGAUCAAUAAAAAAGGCUAUCUAUAGUCAGACACCUUAUAAUUAGUUAUCACUGUACACUUAAGUUAUGAAUGAUUUUAAAUUUAAUUUUCGAUUUAAUGGACGAAGAAACGUUGGGUAGAAGUGGAAGUUUAAUUGGAUGUUAAUUGUGAGAGACACUGGUAGAAAGGUAAACAAGGGAUAGGUACUGCUACGUAAGACGAUUACCUUGUGUCAAUAUUUCUUUUUUUUUUUCUUGAAAUCUUCUGUGAAAUAAGUGCGAAUAAAUAUAACGUAGACGUCUCGAAUUAAUUGGAAGAUUAAUUAGCGUAAUUGGAACAGUUGGUUCAUUAGCAGGAUGGAAAAUUGUAUUUUUCAAAACUCCAAAUAAUUGAUUUCAUAUUCUACUUGGCAUUACUGUGACGUUUUUCUUGUACAAUUUUUUAAAAUAUUUUAAUUAUAUUUGUUUAUACGCGACAAGUAGUAUGAUUAGAUUACAGAUGAUUACGAAUUCCAAAGUCUAAGGACGAAAUAAAAUAAACAGCUAAAAGUGCUAAAUUUACAAAAUUAAUUUUUUUCUUAGUAUUUUUGCAUUACAGACGGAUUCGAAUAAUUAAUUAUCAAUUCUCUAAAUUUCAAAUAACUCCUCGGAUUUCAUAUUUGAACACGUUAGAAUCCCAUCCGUCCACGUGGUCAGGAGUGUCAAAUUCUCAACGAUUUUCAAACACGUCCGUGAAUGUUUCGUCGACGAAUAUCAAUUAACAAUACCGCGAAUUCAAGUAUCAUCUGCAACGCUUCCGAAGCGUUGUCUUCCAAUAAACUUUCGCACGACAUUCGACCCGGCAAACCAGCCCGAGGACCGUAGUCUUCGUCCAAGUACGUGUAUCGUUUACAAUUGAAUUUCCAAUCGAGUCGCGUGUCACCGUCCACUUGACUCCCGGGUAUAAUAAUAAUUGAACGUCUCCGGCACAACUAGUCGCGCUUAAUUUAUCUCGUUUGACAGAAUCGAAAACGAGACACUGCACGGACUUUGCUCGGUAAUUUCAGCUAGUUCGAGCAUCAAUUGGUCUGGCAUUAAAAGUUGAACAAGAACACUUUCGUAGGUUCAUCGCUGAGUGUCGUCGAAGAGAGAGCUCCUCUCGAAGAAACAUGAACGAUCGAGAAAUGAAAAACUCGAAGAACAAUUUGAGCAACUCUGUAGGGCCAACAGAGACGACAGCUCUGAGACCAAAAUUGGAAAGUUUCGACGAUAUUCUACCAUACGUCGGUGAUUAUGGUAGAUACCAGUGGCUGUUGUUGCUUUCGUUGCUACCUUCCGGUGUCACCUACGCUUUCCUCUAUUUCUCGCAAUUUUUCAUCACGAUCAUUCCUAACGAACACUGGUGCAGGAUAGAGGAAUUAAUCGAUUCGAAUUUCACUCAGGAAGACAGAAUUCGAAUAGCAAUUCCACAGACAAGCGAGUAUCCAUUCUACGAUCAGUGUCACAGAAAGGACUUGAAUUUCGCGGAGAUCUUGAACACCGGGAAGGAUCUACACUCCUUAGAAUUUCAAACGAAUAGAACCGUUGAUUGCACACGAUGGGAGUACAAUUUCACCACGAUUCCGUAUCCCAGUGUAGGAACUGAGCUAGAUUGGGUAUGCGACCGAGAGUACCUCGUAUCAACGGCGCAGGCCAUCUUCUUCUGCGGAUCCAUCGUCGGUGGUUUCCUGAUCGGUUGGAUAGCAGACCACAAAGGUAGAAUACCGGCGUUAAUGUUCUGCAACAGUAUAGCUCUUCUGAGUUCCAUCGCCACGGCAAACGCGAACAGCUUCUGGUCUUUUGCCACCUGUAGGUUUCUCACUGGAAUCGCUUUCGACAACUGUAUCAAUAUUCCUCUUAUAAUCGUAUUGGAAUAUAUGGCGGUUUCCAAACGCACACUGGUGGUCAAUGUUGCUUUUGGUAUAUAUUUCGCAGUAGCCAGUACUAUUUUACCCUGGAUAGCUUACUACGUCUCCAACUGGAGGUACUUUACUUACAUCACAGCUAUACCUUUGUUAUCCGUAUUCAUCACACCAUGGAUUCUACCAGAGAGUGCACGGUGGUACAUUUCCAAUGGAAUGAUGGACAAGGUUGUGAGGAAAUUGCGAAGGAUCGCUAGGAUUAACCGGAGGUAUCCGGAUCCUCGUAUUUACGACGUUUUCGUUGGAAACCUGGAGACUUCUGAAAGGCUGCACGAAACAGCAACAAUCUUUGAUCUCUUCAAAUCACCCCGAUUAGCAAAAAAUACUAUUCUUCUAGUCUUAUUUUGGUGUCUUACCGUGAUCGCCUUCGAUGGUCACGUGUAUUCCUUGAAGCUGAUCCAAAGCUCGGUGUUCAUGUCCUUCUCCGUUGCGUGCUCCACGGAACUUCCGGCAGGAUUGCUGCUGACUUUGGUGCUGGAUCGAUGGGGUCGUAGAUUAUGCGGAUUUCUAACCCUGGCGAUGACUUGUUUGUUCAGUAUCGCCGAGCUGAUGCUGCAUUCAACAACAGCCAAGCUUGUGAUGUCGGUGAUGUCACGGUUCUGUUUGAACAUGUCGGCGAACGUUGGACUUCAAUACGCGGCUGAACUUUUACCGACACCCGUUAGAUCGCAAGGAGUAUCCUUAAUUCAUAUUUUCGGAAUAGUCGCGCAUUCUUUGGCGCCAUACAUCGUUGAUUCGGCAAAAUUGUGGGAAGGAUUUCCAAUGCUGAUAAUCAGCACGGUGUCAUUCGUUGGCGCGAUGUUCGUCCUCUUCCUACCGGAAACUGUCGGCCAGAGUCUUCCUCAAACGAUAAAGCAAGGCGAAGAGUUUGGGAAAGAUCAGCAUUUCUGGUCGUUACCGUGCUAUCAGAAAUCGCCGUUCGAUGGUCAUCGACAUUACGGUUCUUGAGUACUUACAAUUACUCAAUUUGCAUUUCUUACUUCGAUGAAAAACACUUCUGAAGAAAAGUCGCGUUUCGUUGAAGCGAAAUCAGCGUGAUUCGAUACGGGAAAAUCAAUCACGUUAUAUCGUAUUCCUAACUUUUUUUAUUAUGUAUUUUAAUUGUUCUAAGUCUUAUCGCUAAUUUUCUCUCGUGAUGGGCAUGCCAAGAAUACCUAGAACCCGUGUUCCUAUAUAGUUUUUUUUUUAAUUAUUUUAAGUCUCUCUUCAUGUUUUUGAUUCAUUUUAAUUGCUAAUUAUUCGUUUCCGUGAUACGCACAGCAAAGAUUCAAGCAGUUGGUUUGGUUCUUUAAUGAACACAUUUUUUGUUUACUUUUCUUUUGUAGUAUUUUAGCCAGCGACCAUCUGUACUUAAAAAUAUCUUCUUUUUCUUAACCGUAUCACAAAUAUUGUUGAACUAAAGCAAAUUCAAUGCUAAUUUUGUUAAAAUUGUUUUUCAAGACUCAACUGCUGUUCAUUUUUUAUCCACAAUUAAACUGUGUGUAGUUUCUAUAAUUUAGGAAGAUUAAAAUGGAACUAUCAUAAAUUGUGCCAUCAAAUGACGAUCAGUGUUCGUCGUUGUAUCAAAUAACAACGCUAUCAACUGAAAAA